This is a messenger RNA of Miniopterus natalensis, 1384 nucleotides long. RefSeq names its product microtubule associated protein tau (gene MAPT). The record is from RefSeq and is a predicted model, not a curated record. Gene Ontology annotation, molecular function: microtubule binding. Lineage: Eukaryota; Metazoa; Chordata; Mammalia; Chiroptera; Miniopteridae. Gene Ontology annotation, cellular component: neuron projection. Gene Ontology annotation, biological process: microtubule cytoskeleton organization; neuron projection development.
GGCCUUGAACCAGGAUGGCUGAGCCCCGCCAGGAGUUCAACAUGAUGGAAGAUCAUGCUGGGACCUACGGGCUUGGGGACAGGAAAGAUCUCCCAUCUCAGGGGGGCUAUACCCUGCUGCAAGACCACGAGGGCGACACGGACCAUGGCCUGAAAGAAUCUCCCCUGCGAACCCCCACCGGUGAUGGAUCGGAGGAACUGGGCUCUGAAACCUCUGAUGCUAAGAGCACCCCGACAGCCGAAGACAUGACAGCACCCUUAGUGGACGAGGGAGUCCCGGGCAAGCAGGCUGCCACUCAGCCCCACACGGAGAUCCCAGAAGGAACCACAGCUGAGGAAGCAGGUGUUGGAGACACCCCCAACCUGGAAGACCAAGCGGCUGGACAUGUGACUCAAGCUCGCAUGGUCAGUAAAGGCAAAGAUGGGGCUGGAAACGAUGACAAGAAAACCAAGGGGGCAGAUACUAAAACUGGAACGAAGAUUGCCACACCCCGGGGAGCAGCCCCUCCAGGCCAGAAAGGCCCGGCCAAUGCCACCAGGAUUCCAGCAAAAACCACGCCAUCCCCAAAGACCCCACCCGGUAAGGGUGAAUCUGGGAAAUCUGGGGACCGCAGUGGCUACAGCAGCCCCGGCUCCCCUGGCACUCCUGGCAGCCGCUCCCGAACCCCAUCCCUGCCAACCCCGCCCACCCGGGAGCCUAAGAAGGUGGCAGUGGUCCGCACUCCACCCAAGUCGCCGUCUUCAGCCAAGAGCCGCCUGCAGACGGCCCCCGUGCCCAUGCCAGACCUGAAGAACGUCAGGUCCAAGAUCGGCUCCACUGAAAACCUGAAACACCAGCCAGGAGGCGGGAAGGUGCAGAUAAUUAAUAAGAAGCUGGAUCUUAGCAACGUCCAGUCCAAGUGUGGCUCCAAGGAUAAUAUCAAACACGUGCCAGGAGGCGGCAGUGUGCAAAUAGUCUACAAGCCAGUGGACCUGAGCAAGGUGACCUCCAAGUGUGGCUCACUAGGCAACAUCCAUCAUAAGCCAGGCGGCGGCCAGGUGGAAGUCAAAUCCGAGAAGCUGGACUUCAAGGACAGAGUCCAGUCGAAGAUCGGGUCGCUGGAUAACAUCACCCACGUCCCUGGUGGGGGCAAUAAAAAGAUCGAAACCCACAAGCUGACCUUCCGUGAGAACGCCAAAGCCAAGACGGACCACGGGGCGGAGAUCGUGUACAAGUCGCCCGUGGUGUCCGGGGACACGUCUCCGCGGCACCUCAGCAACGUGUCCUCGACGGGCAGCAUCGACAUGGUAGACUCGCCCCAGCUCGCCACGCUAGCCGACGAAGUGUCCGCCUCCCUGGCCAAGCAGGGUUUGUGAUCAGGCCCCCGGGGCGGUCAGUAAUCGCG